AUGGUCUCACCACUUCUUGAAAUUCAAUUGAAACCAUACCAUAUUCCGUAUGUAGUUAGAAAAGGAUGGAAAACCAUACUGUUGGAAAGGUUUGUCGAUGAAAAUGAAAUCGAUUCACAAGACGAGCCAAUUUUGAUGCUAAGACGAAAUGUUGGAUUGGAUUUUCAAAGAGAACUUGAAAUAUUAAAUUCCGACCCAAAAUGUGCUCAAAUUCUUGCAAAAGAUGCACGUGAAAUGUUAAUAUCCGGACGAAUUCAGCUUAAAUUGGAAGACGCUUUGAAAAUUGCUGGAUUAGUUCUAUCAAUUGAACAUGGAGCAUUCGACACAAAAUUACAUGAUAUUCAAUUUGCGAGAAAUGAAAUUGAAGACAUAUUACCGGAAAAACUUUGCGAUCAAAUUACAGGCCGUAAAUUAUUCGGAAAAAUUAUCAAUAAAAAGGCAGCAGCUCAUCAGAUUCAAGCACUUCUUCUGGUCGCCAUUCGGCAAUUAUUGAAGCUCGAACUACUCGGAAUUCAACAAAAAAUCAUUCCCAAAUCAACACUAGAAAACUUUGCGUAG
Molecule: messenger RNA, 558 nt
Organism: Caenorhabditis bovis
Lineage: Eukaryota; Metazoa; Nematoda; Chromadorea; Rhabditida; Rhabditidae
Source: the annotation of a GenBank genome assembly